AGAUAAUCCAAGACUCGGAUCAGUUGGCGAUACACUAACACAUCCCACAACUGUCAACAGCACCGGUAUGUCAUCAAAGGAGUCAAUACUUCUGACACACGAUACUAAUGAAGAGACAAUCGAUGGCAACAAUAGAUCAACUGAUGGUUCAGAUAAUGAAUUAGUGGAAACAUUGGACAACUCGUGUCUACCGAAACCGUUCACAAGUGGUCUAUCUGUUAGUCGACUGCCGAGGAAUAUAAGACUUGUGAUACAAACGCGUGAAGACAAGAAGCCAUCGAUUCCUUCACAACAAACGCCACAAAUGAUUAGUAUUUCACGAAAACUGACGACAAAGAAGUUGAUCCAAAAACACCAAACGGUUGACAAUCCGCUCAAGACUACGAGUUUAUGGCCAGUAAUGAGUGGUAAUACUGUUCCCGAAGAGCAACAGAAAUGCGAUCAUUUGUGUCGGAAGUGUUCAAAGAGUUUCGAGACAUUCAGACAAUUGUUAGAACACGAGAAGUCGUGUCAAUCGCAAUCGUAUGAAACUCUGGAAGAACAUCACAAACAUAUGCGUGAAAUACAUUUGAAACACACGUGUAUUGAAUGCCAGAAGACCUUCGCGUCACCGGAACUGCUCUCAAAACACCAAAAGUGUUGUAAACGAAAGAAACAAUUGAAUGAUUUUGAACCCAAAAUGGAUGAAACAGAGCCUGAAAUACCGGAACCGCCGAUUGUGUGCACUCAUGAGGGCUGUGGCAAAGAGUUUAACCUGAAGUCCAAACUGGAAUGGCAUCGAUUCACUCACACCACUGAACGGCCGUUCGCUUGCGAUCACCAAAACUGGACACAAGAAAAUGAUGCAAUGAAGUCCAAACUGGAAUGGCAUCGAUUCACUCACACCACUGAACGGCCGUUCGCUUGCGAUCACCAAAACUGUGGCAAACGAUUCAAAACGUUAACGCAUUUAAAGGGACACAAGAAAAUGAUGCACCCGAUUGAGGGCCGCCCCCACCGGUGCCCGCAAGCGAACUGCGACCAAGUGUUCAAAAGGGGUACACAUUUGUUGACACACAUGAAGAACUGUCACCGCGACUAUGGGUGCGAUUGGCCCGGAUUUAGAUCAGUUUCUGCGCCAAAA
Medioppia subpectinata is the source of this 1123-nucleotide messenger RNA. The record is from the annotation of a GenBank genome assembly. Lineage: Eukaryota; Metazoa; Arthropoda; Arachnida; Sarcoptiformes; Oppiidae.